Molecule: messenger RNA, 2280 nt
Organism: Penicillium malachiteum
Lineage: Eukaryota; Fungi; Ascomycota; Eurotiomycetes; Eurotiales; Aspergillaceae
Product: putative C6 transcription factor
Exons: 5
Coding region: 1-2280 (759 amino acids)
Biological process (GO): regulation of DNA-templated transcription; DNA-templated transcription
Molecular function (GO): zinc ion binding; carboxy-lyase activity; DNA binding
Source: RefSeq, a predicted model, not a curated record
AUGACUUCCCCCUACCCUGCUUCCAACUCGAUCUCGCCUUCCGAUCUGCCCGGGGGACAGAACAGAUCUAUCUCUGACUUACCACAAGCCCAAGUGGAUGCCAUAAUCCGCACGAAACGCAAAGCCCGUGAACCAAAAGCUUGCUAUCCAUGCCAUGCGCGCAAAGUAAAAUGCGACAGGAAUCUACCGUGCGAUGGAUGUGUGAAACGCGACCAUGCAGAUCUUUGCUCCUAUGAACGCCCCUCCAAGAAACGAUCUCAAGCUUUCCACGAAAGUCCUGCGGGUGGUACCUCGGUGCCUGCAACAGUGGAUCAGAACACAUUCUAUAACUACGAUGACCAUGCCCGGCAAAUGAAAUUCGAGACUUUUCCGAGCCGAUCCAAUGGAACUAACGCCACCGGCCGAGUAUCGAUUGCACGAGACGAAUGGGAUAAUGUACGCAACCGACUACGGGAGAUGGAGUCGACUAUAUCUUCCCUGCGGAUGGGACUUGAAAGAGCUGAAGAAGGACCCGCUGUAACACUAGAAUCCGGAAGUGUGCAGAGCGGAGAUGUGGGUUCCCGGUCGAAGGGGAACUCACCAGAACGCGAGGGUAUUCAUGCUACAAAUACUCUCGGCCAGGGUACUAUUCAUUUGGGAUCCCGUUCUGUCUUAGCUUACAUAUUGAACAACAAGACGGGGAAUGAUCAGCUCUCUGCUCUUUUGGAGGGAGGAAUUUUACCGAAGUUAGGACUUGACAACGAGUCUGCAACUUAUCCAUUUGUGGAUUUGUGGUCAUCGGACAUGUCAACAUUUGAUAUCAGUGCGGUCUGCAGUGCACUUCCAGCAGAUGACCAAUGCCGAGAAGACAUCUCCGGGGCGAUAUACCCUGUCAUUGAUGAUGUUCUGGGCUUUGAAAAUCACCUCGACUUGCUCAUAUCAAACCGAGCAGCUUCUGGAGGGGUAUAUCGAGAAGAUACAGAUGAAGCACAACACCCAUUCGGAGUGAGCAUUGCUUACUUGGGUCUAUUGUUUGCAGUCCUGGCAUCUGGUUGCCAAUCAUCAGACUUGGGAAGCAAAGAACGAGAACUGACUUCACAGGUCUAUGUAUGCUGUUCCUAUCAAUGCCUCCGUAUGACAAAUUUUCUUUCUCAGCCAACGAUUGAAGCUAUUCAAACGCUUUUGGUGAUCGGCAAUGUACUUUCAUAUAAUAUGAACCCCGGUAUAUCAUAUGUCUUGCUGGGAAUGACUCUUCGCAUGGGGCUGGCUCUUGGUCUUCAUGUGGAGUCAAGCCGAUUUUUGCCAGCUGAGCGGUACCGCCGGCGAUAUGUUUGGUGGUCCAUGGCUUGGCAAGACAGCCAUUUCUCACUUUCCUACGAUCGGCCCUCCACUACCGCCGUCAGCCAGCCUGAUGUUGCAUACCGAGAGGGCUCAAAAGCUGGUGACUUGACAUACUUUGAAACUCUAUGUCGGGUCAUCUCUUUGGCAUUAGAGGUUGUUCGCAUUCGAAUGCUGAGUCCUCAUGCACAGAUCUCGUUUGAUAACAUUCAAAGCUACAAGGAGAGAAUCCAGAACAUCUUGAUUGAAGCAAAGCCCCAUUUACGGGACGCAAAGUGGUGCUCUACCCUGACGGAACAUCUCGAGCGGGUUGUCUUGAAAUUACACUCGUCAUACUUUUCUUCUGAGCUCUGCCGGCCAGCGCUCAAACCAACGAUUGAUCCCAAUGACUCGGAUACCGCCAGUAUGCGCAGAGACUGCGUGACUAACCUCAUGAUCACUGUGGAAGCCUACAUUGAAUUACACAAUGUCAGCAAACAUGCUGCUCGAUCGUGGAUUGCAUUGCAACGAGCCAUCAGUUCUGCAUUUUUGCUCGCCGUCGUUGAGGAAGCAAAGUCUGAGCCCAAGGAUCAUAUGAUCCAAUCACGGGCGCACCAAACCCCCCCAAACUACGGUGCACCCAAUAUCGAUGCUUCUUCCCCUGCCAAUAUCCCUGAAACCCAGACCCAAUGGGCGAAAUCUUUGGCAAAAACCCAUCGUGCCCUUCAAAAGCUUCUUGCUGCAUUCGGAAACCAAAGCUCGCGCUCUGGUAGUGGUCGUAGCCCCGCAUAUUUGACUCAACAUAAUCACAAUCCGGCCACUGUCAACAUGGGCGCGUAUGCUGCCCCUGGCUCGGCCAGUAUGACCCCCAGUGUUGGCUCCCUUCCACCACCGACUCCCGAAAGCUCGGGCAGUGGAGAAUGGUCACUGCCUAACAUCAUUGACCGCGCACAAGAAUACAUUCAUCCGCCAUUAUGGGGCUAG